UCUUCAUCGGGGAAGCGCCUUAGCACUGCGGUCUGUAACCAGCACCUCGAAUAUCCUACGCUGGUGUAAUGGACACGCUCUUGUCGUGGUUUGAAUCACAAGGCGGAUCAUUGGACUCGUUCUCGAUCAAGCUUGCUGAUAUUGAGGGACAUGGCCGCGGCGCCGUAGCUAAAAGAGAUAUUCCCGAAGGGCAUGUUCUGUUCUCUAUCCCACGAGGCUUGACUUUAUCCACGCGUAACUCGGCUUUGCCUGGACUGAUCGGCCAGGCUCUCUGGGAUAAACAUGGUUUGGGUAAAGGUUGGGUUGGCCUGAUUUUAUGCAUGAUGUGGGAGGAAGCACAGGGCACCUCUUCCAAGUGGUCAGGUUACUUGAACAUAUUACCCAACGUGUUUGAUACGCCCAUGUUCUGGGCUGAGGAGGACCUCCAGGAACUAAAGGCCACUGCUGUUUUCGACAAGAUAGGCAAGGAAGACGCUGAAAGAGACUACCGUGAUAGAUUAUUGCCAUGUCUGCAGACUCGCCCAGACCUUUUCCCACAGGAUCAGAUCUCGACAUAUUACUCACUAGAACGAUACCAUAUAAACGGUAGCCGUAUCCUGUCCCGAAGUUUUCACGUGGAAAACGCGGCAGAUGAAGAAGAAGAAGACAACGUCGGGGACACCAAUGAGAACGGCAUGGAUGUGGACGAAGCGCCUCAAUUGAUAGACCCUAAUGCCCCGACAACCACCGGAAGCGAAUAUCCGGAAGCUGAGGAUAGCGAAGCUAGUGAAGACGAAGAUGAGGAAGACGUGGGGGACGUCGCCAUGGUCCCACUGGCGGAUAUGCUGAAUGCCCGCUACGGCUCCGAAAACGCGAAACUCUUUUAUGAGAAACAUGAUUUACGGAUGGUCACCACGAAACCAAUCAAAGCGGGUGAGCAAAUUUGGAACACAUAUGGGGAUCCGCCCAAUUCAGAUCUUCUCCGCCGAUAUGGGCACGUGGACAUAAUACCGCUACCGGAAGGUGGUGAAGGAAAUCCUGCGGAUAUUGUCGAGGUCAGGGCAGAUCUUGUCGUUGAAUGCCUGUCAGGUAUCCAAUCAGGGGAGACGUCAGAGAGGAUAGACUGGUGGCUAGAUCAAGGUGGCGAUGAUGUCUUUGUCCUAGACAAAGAGCUGGAGCUACCCGAAGACUGCAUAUCGUUCAUUCGACUCCUCCAAUUACCGCAAAACGAGUGGGAAAAAGCCAGAAAGAAGAACAAACUGCCGAAAGGAAAACUGGACCCUACCAUUGCUUCCAUCGGGCUGAAAGUCUUGGACCAACGACUCAAUCAAUAUCCUACCACUAUUGAGGAGGAUGAGGGUCUUUUAUCGCCUGAACGCAUAGGAGGCCUAAGUCUGAAUAGAAAGCAUGCCGUUAUAGUUCGGCUGGGGGAGAAGCGGAUACUGAAGGGCACUCUCGAUAAGUUAAGGUCUAUGGCGCCACAAGGAGGAGGCAAGAGGAAGGCAAACGACACAAGCGGGCGUGGCGUUUCGGGAAAGAAGUCAAGACGGUAGUACUACUACUAGUAUACUAGAGCAUUGUCUCGAUACCUGCUCCAAUACUUACAAUGUUACAUCAAGUUCAUG
Messenger RNA from Gloeophyllum trabeum ATCC 11539, 1604 nucleotides. Its product is annotated as SET domain-containing protein. Gene Ontology annotation, molecular function: protein binding; protein-lysine N-methyltransferase activity. The coding region runs from base 69 to 1532 and encodes 487 amino acids. The transcript is spliced from 9 exons. Gene Ontology annotation, cellular component: nucleus. The record is from RefSeq and is a predicted model, not a curated record. Lineage: Eukaryota; Fungi; Basidiomycota; Agaricomycetes; Gloeophyllales; Gloeophyllaceae. Gene Ontology annotation, biological process: peptidyl-lysine monomethylation.